Rhizophagus irregularis DAOM 181602=DAOM 197198 is the source of this 1052-nucleotide messenger RNA. RefSeq lists its product as uncharacterized. The record is from RefSeq and is a predicted model, not a curated record. Gene Ontology annotation, biological process: protein phosphorylation. Gene Ontology annotation, molecular function: protein kinase activity. NCBI's taxonomy places the organism in Eukaryota, Fungi, Glomeromycota, Glomeromycetes, Glomerales, Glomeraceae.
AUGAAUGACUUAGAAAAAAGAAAACAAGUAUAUGGAAUAUGUGGAGAAUGUAAUGAACCUGGCACAGGAUUUCUAUGGUGUCAACCUUGUAAUUCUAAAAGAUCUGUGGAUAACUUUAAAAAUUGGACUAGUGGAAAUAAAGAUAUUGAUAAAUUUAUUCAACAAUUACAACUUAAUGCUGUGCACUGUAAAAAUUAUUUUGAAUGGAUGAUACCUUUUGAAAAUUUUAAGGAUAUUACUUAUAUUACCAGAGGUGGAUUUGGUAAAAUAUAUUCAGCUGUAUGGCCUGAACGAUAUAUUGAAUAUUGGGAUAUUGAAAAUCAAAAAUGGAAGAGAGACCUUAAAGGCAUUGCAAGCGGGCUUCUUGAUAUUCAUAAUUCUGGAAAGGUUCACAAAGACUUUCACUCAGGAAUAUGUCAACCAGCAAAUAAUGAAAAGCAAUCAGUUAAACAAAAAGGAAUUUAUGGAGUAUUACCUUAUAUGGCACCAGAAGUUUUACGUGGAUAUCAAUAUACAAAAGCAUGUGAUAUUUAUUCAUUUGGAAUAAUGAUGAAUGAAUAUAUAUCUGAAGAAACUCCUUAUAAUAAAAUUCCUCAUAAUCAUGCUUUAGCUAUUAAAAUAUGUAAAGGACUUAGACCAAAUACUUUUAAAUAUACACCAAAAUUACUUGCAGAUUUGAUUACUAAAUGUUGGGAUGCUAAAGCAGAAAAUAGACCAACUGCUAAAGAAUUAUAUCAAAAACUUGGGCAAUUGAGUGAUUUUGAUGAUGAAUAUGAUUAUAAAAUCAAAUUAAACAGAACAAGUGAAAAAAGAUCUAAUAACAUUCAAACACAUCCACAAGCAAUCUAUACUAGUAGACUUUUAAAUUUCAAAAAUCUUCCAGAACCAGUAAAUUUAGGUGCUAUUCAAUCAACAUUAUUUUCAGAAGGUUUUGAUUGCCAAUUAGAUGAAUCAGAUCUUAAUGAAAUGAAUCAAGAUGAUGAAAAUAAUAUUGAAUGAAGUUUUCUUUCGAAUCAGAGAAUUAUUUUAAUUAAAUAACAUUAUUAAAUUAU